Messenger RNA from Porites evermanni, 7366 nucleotides. The record is from the annotation of a GenBank genome assembly. NCBI's taxonomy places the organism in Eukaryota, Metazoa, Cnidaria, Anthozoa, Scleractinia, Poritidae.
UAAGAAAUGAAUCAAGAAAAGUUGACAAAACUUCAAAAUAAUGUGAGGAUAGGAGGAAAGGUAAGAGGAAAAACUGAAUUUGUUGAAAUGUCAAUGUUUCUAGCACAAAAAUAUUAUUGAGGACAUUGUUUUUAUGUCUCCCAAUGGAGACAGGACUGUCAUAUCUACAUGGUAAACUCAGGUAUGUAAAGGUCUACCCUUCCUUCCUGCUCAGUUAUUAAAAGAUUCCGAGUAUUGGUUAACUGGUGAUGGCACCGGAGACUUCGCUCUCUGCAGUCUAGUGCUUUGUCUUCAGAGCCAAUAUGUAUUUAUUGUACUUCUGGAUAUUAUUAUAUUAUUUAUUUGAUGAAGCUGCAAUACUCUAAAAAAUUGGAACUAUAAUCAUGGACAAAAUGCUUGGGACACAUUUACAUUGGUGGGGCGUUUUUCAAUUCACACAUAUCAACUCUUCCUCCCCCACCCCCUUCCCCCCUUUACCUCACACAAACAACGUUGGAUGAAUGUAUCCAGAAUUUUUCCGAGUUUCAAUAUUGUAUAGACUGGGGAGCGGGAGAGCUGCAGGAAAAUUUUGAAAAGGAUACACAGUUUUAGAAGGCAACCAGAAAUUACAGAAAAUUAUGAAUACUGCGUCACUGUCCCAAGGACUUUUGUCCAGGAUUGCCAAGUAUGUACAGUACCUGCUCCUCUUUCCAGGGUACACCCAGAAGAAAAAAGAAGGUUGUUCACAAGACAGCUACAACAGAUGAUAAGAAACUGCAGAAUGUUCUCAAGAAACUUUCUGUUAAUCCCAUCCCUGGGAUUGAAGAGGUAAUUUAAUUGUAAAUGUUAAUUAUUGUAAAUGUAAGAUGAAAUGAGUGGUCUAUGUAAAUGUGCUACUGUAUCAAAAUGUUUUAAGCUUGUUUCCAUAAACCAUCAUUACAUGUAUGUAGUGUGUACAGCGUGCAAAGAAAGUGGUGUGGGAUAGCCCGGGGCUAGUGGAGUUUGCUAUCAGGCUAGUGAAUUCUGUUUUUAACUUGCCAGAUGGGCAAGUGAUAUUUUUUGAGAAAUUUGAAUAACAGAAGAACUGUAAUCAAUCCUGCUCAUCAAAUUUUUUGGGGGCUAAUUGAAAUGACUUUUGGGCUAGUACAUGCUAGCUACAGCUUGCCCGAAUGGCAAGCUGUAAAACUGACUUUCUUUGCACCCUGAGUGUAGAGCAUUUCUCUGUUAAUAGCCACUGCAUGUUUUCAAAUUAAGUUCUGUACCAUGUCAACAAUAGUGCAACAUUUCUUAUAUUAUUUUGUUUUUGACAUUGUCUGAUGCUGUUAUUGGUACUGUUCUUACUGAUGUUAUUGAUAACUGGUUGCCAUUGGAAACUAUUUUUGUGAUGCCUUUUUCUUAUGCUUUUGGCAUCACCUAUGUCUAGGAAGAAAUGUGUGCAAUGGCAAAAGUGGUGAAUCUGGCUAAAAAAAUCAUCAUCAUCAUGUCUCAUCGCGCCAGUAGUUGCAUAUGGCCCCACGCUGUCUGACCAACACUUUUGGUCUCGUGCAACUGCUUUGGCUACUUCGCAGCUCUUCCAGCCCACUUUGUUUUGCUUUUUCUCAACGGCCCUUCUCCAAGUAGGUUUUGGUCUUCAUCUCGCCCUCAGACCUUCUUAUUUCCCUGAGUAUGUAACCUAACCAGUUUCACCUUCCUUGUCAUACACCUCUGCAGAGGGUUGCAUGAUCCAAUAUAAUCACAAUCGCAAACACUCCUGGCUAUACAUUAUAUUAAUUUCAGAUCUCUUCUAUUGUAGGUGAACAUGUUCAAAGAUGAUGGAACGGUUAUUCAUUUUACUAAUCCUAAAGGUAGAUCUCCUUUUGUACUUUAAUAUGUUGGACAUGCGAGGCCCUGUUUGGGUAAAUUUCCAACAGGGAAAUAAGACAGAUAAGAAUAAGAUGAUAAACAACCUAAAGACAAGCUGUAACUGCAGUAGUGAUAUCAAUAGGAACAUGGCCUCCUCCCCAAUACAAAUUUGUAAAUUCAGACUAGGGAGAUAUUACUCACCCUGCCCAAAACAUGCAUUGUGCAAAGCUCAUUGCAUACUACUGAGCACACAGCUACAGGCCUACCUCUAGCACAGAUGGUCCUAUAUGUUGUAAACGUCUUUAAAUUGUAUUUAAUUUUUGUAAUUUUCUUUCAAUUUUAGUGCAGGCUUCCCUUGCUGCAAACACUUUUGCUGUGAAUGGACUAGCAGAAAAUAAAGGUAAAAAAAAAAUAAAGCAGUAGUAAUGUCGUAACAACAGUGGUGAUAAAUUAUGACAAUAAUGAGGAUAAUGACCUUUUACAAUAAGGUGUCUUUUUCCCUAUGCUGAAUAAGGGCUGUCUUGGGGUUUUCCAAAAUGGAGAAGUCUCAUUUUAGUCUGGCGUAAAUGUAUUAGCAUAGUACCUACAGCCGAGCAUUAUUUUGAACGUCCUUGAUUUGGAUUUUUAGUGCAUAACAUAUUUACAGUGUAACACUGCAAAUAAUGUCUUAGUUUCUGUAAAAAGUUUCAAAAGCUUUACUUGUUAAAUGUUUAUGCAAGACCUUGUAGGUACAUUUUUGUUGCAGCCUGUUCAUGUGGUGGUUUUUGGGCUGUUUACACUGACCAUGAUCAAGUACAAUUUUUAUUUCUUAUUGCAGUCAGUAGCUAAUCUGUUUUUUUUUUUAAUGUUUUGCACAGCCCUUACUGAAUUGCUUCCUGGAAUUUUAAAUCAGUUGGUAAGAAUAUUUGUUUUUUUAUUUUUUUAUCAUGUACAUGUAGUGGUUCAAUUUUAUCCUUGGUUUAAUUUUUAUUUCUCUUUGUUUUAAACACAUUACCAUACAUUUCCAUACCCAAAGCAAAGGGAAAUAAUAUUUAAACAAAGGAUAAAGUUGAACCACAACAUAUAGAUUCUAAACUUUUUCUGUAAAAGACUACCACCUGUACUGAUUGGUUUUCUGGCUUGUUCCUGCUGAAAAUUUAUAGUAGAACAGUGCUCGACUUUCAGAAAAAAUCUUGGGGCCAGCUGGCCUCCAAGUUUUCAUGUUUGGUCGCCAGAAUAACUAUUCUAGUCGCCCAAAAUUACAUUUAAGAACUAAUGGAAUACAAUAAACCUAACAACUUUUACUUAGCCUUAACAGAAAAAGAAUGCUUUAGACUUCCUUGAACUUUCUUUCGAACGGUUUUCGCUCGAGGCUCGAUUACGAGCCAGUGUUCAGGGAAAUGAACCCACACUCAAGCGUAAAUCUCCUCAAACAGGUAUUCAAGCAAUGGAAUACACAUUUAGAUAAACAAACUUUAGGAAUCACAAAAAAUCUUAUUUGGGUUAUUAUUUAUUAAAGAACAAAGUCUGCAAAAUUUGUUCUGCGUCCCAUGUAUUUGCAUGUUCAGAAAUGAACAUCGGUGAAACUUGAUCUGUUUCGCGGUUGCCUAGCACGUGAUCGAAAGUCUCCAGAAAGAGGAGACGUCGCUAAUGUUUUCGGGCAAAGAAUUUGAUUUCGCGAGAAGUCUGUUAGACAAACAGCAUGUCUUUUGAGUUCAACGGUACUCCAUUAGAAGUCAAUAAAAUAUGGCAGGGUCGUCAGGCUCAACAGAAAUUUGCAUAAAGUUGUUUACCAGAAGCUUGAGAAAUAAGCGUCGUUCGUUCUCUAUCAGCUUAGGCUUUUAUCAGACUAAUCUGCUAUAAAGUCCGCAAUCAAGAUACAUGUUCGACAUAAAGAGAUUGUUUUAAAUCGAUGUGCCAAAAGUCAUUCCAAGAGAAACAUGGGACGACCUGUUGAGAAUUGCGAUCAAUUUGCUUGAAAGUCGAUAAGACUUCCGUCGAAUUUACAGUCCUCUUUCAAGUAAAAGUCAAACGUCAGACGGACCAACUGUUAGAUCAUAAGAACAAUCCGUUAGAGUGUUGGAAGAAAUCGUUAAAGCGUUUAGACAAAUGGUUAAAACGUUUACAUACACCGUUAAACCGUUUAGGCAAAACGUUAGAGGGUCAGAAAAACCGUUAUCUAUCCGUUAGUUUUGUAAAGGAUAACAAAUUAUCAUUAGUGAACGUUUUUCCAGAGUAGAAAAUACCCUAUCUUGGGGGCCAGGUUGGCGACCAGGCGUGAAAAUUUGGUCGCCACUGAGAAAAAGCUAGUCGCAUUGGCGACCCCACAGGUCGCAACGUCGAGCCCUGUAGAAGGGGAAACAAACAAAGGAAAAAGCGACAAAAACAAUUUGGUCAGGUAACAGGUAACCUGUUGCUUAGACGAAACUAAACUCUGGUUAAGUCUGUCUGUGAAACAGUGCUGAAAUCCUUGUUCUGGGCCCUCACCUUUGUACCAGGAUUUGAGUACGGGCUAUGAUUGGCCUGUUAAAAAAGGCUUUGUCGAUUUGCCAAUCAGAUUGAAGGGAAAUUCAAAACCCCCUUCCAGUAAUUCAUUGAGUCUGUUUGGGGCACAGAACAAGGAUCUCAGCACUGCUUCGCAGACGUUACAAACCAAGGUUAAGUUACAUCUGUGAUGUAGGCUAGUAACAGGAAGAUCGGAGGUGAGAAUAGUAUUAGAAUAACAACUACAGUCAGGGGAGAUUUCUUUCAUCUUCUAAAUUUAACUCACAGCUUGCUAUAAAUAAACCGGUGAGGCUAAGAGGGCACCAGUGUUUUUGCAGAAGUAACUCACAAUGCACUGUAUAAAAUGAAAUCUUUUUGUUUCCAAAGGGAGCUGAAGGAUUGUCUGACCUGAGGUCUCUGGCAGAGAGAUUCCCUCCAAGUGAGUUCAAAAUAAAUAAAUAAAUAAAUAAAUAAGGGUGCCUGGCUUAAAGCCCAAAGCAACUUGUUAUAAACUGCUAGAUUCUCUUUCCAGUAACCUCUUAUCAAAUGGAGAUUUGUUAUUUGAUCAGGUGUCACUUAAAGCCUCAUUCACCACCCUCUUAAGUUGUUGCUAGCUAUGUAAACUCUAUGUGAAGCCCAGUCUUUUAACGUCUCUGGCCAAAAACCACCUGGGCCCAGUUGCUCAAAAGGCUGGAUAUCGCUGUCUGCCGGAUAAAUCUCUAUCUGCUGGACGGUGCAAUUGGUUUUUUAAACACUUAUCCACUGGAUAGUGAUUUGUCCGGUGGACAGCGCUAUCCAGCUUUUGAGCAACUGGGGCGUGGUGGAGAAGGGUGAUGAACAAGCUGAAGGAGAUGGGUCUAACAUGGGGUGAAGCACAGGUCAAGUGAAAGCUCAGAACAGGGUUGAGUGGCGACAUUUGAUUUUGGCCUUGUGUCCUAACCUGGAUGAAGAGGGUGAGUGAGUGAGUGAGUGAGUGAGUGGGUGGGUGGGUGGGUGAGUGAGUGAGGGAGGGAGGGAGUGAGGGAGCGAGCGAGCGAGCAUGUUUAUGUAAAUGCCUGUGUUUGUUUGCAAUGACCAUUAUUUAUGCAAAGUUGUUGAUCUGUUUUUUGCAGCUGAUAUUGGUAAUGUGCCAACUGGUCCCGCCAGUGAAGAUGUUGAUGAUGAUGAUGUGCCAGGUAGGUGCUACUGAAGGUUGUGGUCAAGAAAAAUGGAAACUGAACCACGGUAACUUGGUAACUUUGGGUCCUCAAUUUUUAGCCUUUUCACCCUAAAAAACUGGUACCUGCUACAGAGGCCCUGCCAGGGGUGGCGGGGGGGGGGGAGGGGAGGUGGUGCUUGGGGUCCCGUGUUGCUCAUCUGAAUUUUGAAAUGUCUUGUGUCAGUGUUUUUAAAUGCUUCAUGUCGCUGUCGCAAAUUGAAUAAAAAUCCUUUGUCUUUGUCAGAAUUUAAGAAAAGGGGAAUAGCGAUGCGUUGUAAAGAAACCAUUACUGUUCUGCAAUUUCUCAGUUAACAUUUCACGUAUUAAACACCUAUACAUCACCAUUCACAAUUAACACAAUUCAAGGGGGGUCCACUGAAGCUCACUGACACUGACAAGAAACAUUCUCUGAACCAAUAAGUUAGCCAAACCACCAUUCUUUUUCACUUAUUCUCGGCUUUGCCAUCAUUGUCGCAAUUUGGCUGAGGGAAGUUGUCUCUUGACGCAAUUUCAUUUUACACUCUGUCGCUACUUCUUGGGUCAUAUUGCUUGUCGCAUUUAACCUGGAAGGGGCCUUGAUACACAGGCUAUCAGUUUUGGUCUAAAAAAAGUGAGAGCUAUAGUUUUGUCUGAAAAAAGAGAGAGGGCUGGGCUCUUUGAGGCUCUUCUAUUUUUCUAUCAUCGGACAUGUACAAGCACCUCUAGGUCUGAUAUUAAACUUAUUUGCCUUUUUGCUUAUUUUUCACAGAAUUAGUUGAGAACUUUGAUGAACCCUCAAAAGCAGAAGGAGUGUGAACAGACAGUGGAUAAGGCAUGAAGAUAGGCUACUAAACCUGCUAUGCCAAAGCUAAAUGCAACUUUGAACAAGCUUUGUAAUCAUUUUCAUUGUAAAUGACUGUAUUAGUAGCAGGACAAUUUUUAAGUGUUCUGCGCAAUCUUAGUUGACCAGCUGUUUUUUGGGGUUCUCAGUAAACAAAAGGGAAACUACUUUUUGAGUGAGUGCUUAUUUUUGUCAUGUGUUGUCCUCCCGUCAUGCUCUCACCGUUUCUUAUACAUACAAUGUGCACCAGAGCUCUUCUUUAUUAUUAUGACACAUGCACAGGCUUUUUUUUAGAUAAAAACAGAGUUUCUCGAGUACAGGGAGGGAAGAGGAUAUAAGCUGGAUAAAAUUCAUUGUUGUACACCACAGUCAAAUCUGUGAUGCAAAACUUUUUUUUUCGCAAACAUUAACCAGUACAGUAUAGUCUUCUUGGCUGUAAAUCUGAUCUGUCCAGUUAUUUUUUUUGUCUUCUGCCUCUACUAAACAUGGUUCUUACAAAUUAUCCUGCAAAGGUCUUGAAUUUAAGCAGCCAUCUUGAAAUGCCCUUAAUGGUCGUUGGGGUCCUUAAAAAGUACUUGAUUUCUUUCAGAGUAGAUCUUAAAACAUCCUUGAAAUUUAUAACUUAGCAUGUUAACUUACAUGUAAUAUUAUGAAUAAAAAAAAUUAUUUUCUCCUGACCAAAAUACAUGGAACAAAAUACCUUGAGGUCAGGCAUAAAGACAGCUAAUGUAAUGAAGAGGAACGCAUGUUGAACAACUCUCACUCUCUCAUUUCAUACUUAAAACCAACUCACACAUGAAAUCAAUAGUAAUGAUAUGUAUAAUAUAAUUCAGUCAUUAAAUUUUAACAAGGGUAGUGGCCUUGAUGGAAUACAUGUAUCAUGCAAGCUCCUGAAAGAAGCUGCACCAGUUAACAUUUAUCAUUUAUCAUCUAUCAGGAGCUGUAUAUUUCCUGAUGACUCGAAAAAUGUGAAAGUAACUCCACUGUUUAAGGAAGGCUCUAAGCUGGAUCCUAUGUAUAGGCCUAUAUCUGUUCUGCUGAUUGUUAGUAAAAUAAUUGAGAAG